Messenger RNA from Ruditapes philippinarum (Manila clam), 3002 nucleotides. RefSeq lists its product as uncharacterized. The transcript is spliced from 6 exons. Gene Ontology annotation, molecular function: protein binding. Bases 555 to 2414 code for a protein of 619 amino acids. Gene Ontology annotation, biological process: signal transduction. NCBI's taxonomy places the organism in Eukaryota, Metazoa, Mollusca, Bivalvia, Venerida, Veneridae. The record is from RefSeq and is a predicted model, not a curated record.
UAUAGAUGUAAUAUUGCACCAUAAAUCAUUUAAGGACAUUAAUUUGUUUCGAUUAAUUCAAAUCUGCGGAAUAUCAAUAUGGCAAUCUGUUUUAUUCGAGCUUAACAUUUACCACUUGGUUUUAAGACAUUAGGGAAUUAUUAUGUUUUGUGGUAGAGAUAGGAUUGACGAGCGAGUAUAAGUGAUCGGUAAACAAGAAUAAUUCGCUUGUCAAAUAAGAAACGAGCUCUUGACUUAAAACGUGCAUUAUAAAACCGGCGGGAACGUAUCUAUUACGUGCAAAAUCUACAAUCAAUAGAGCUCAUUGAACCCUAUUAGGCUAUUUUGUUUGUGUUCAGUGAAAAGUGAAAUAUAAUAAGUGGAGAAAAGGACCUGCCAUGAAGAAUUUACGAUUUAAAUUAUUACUACACACACUGGACUUUUCGGAAGGUAUUUGACCAUUUUGCAGCGAUUCAAGAAGAAAUAUUUUUUUCAUGGAAGAAAAGAGGAUUAAGAAAAUUCACACCUGUUUAAUAUUGCGGAUUAGGAGGUUGCAUAAAUUUACAUAAACUAUAAUGAACCGAAGUAAAUCAGCCGGUGCGCCAACACCGUCUAAAGCCGUGAUUGAAGAAAUUCGCGCCACGUGCAAACAGAUCGCGCCUUAUAUCACACAUGAAUGGAGGAGCGUCUGUGAGGAGCUCGGUGUGGCAGAAGACAUUCUGGACGAAAUCGAGGCUACACACGUGAACUCCCCGAUGUCUGACCUAGCCUUCUGUGGGUUGUGUAAGUGGACAGAUAUUAUAGGGCGUGGCUCAUGCCAGGGAAAAUUACAGAAUGUUAUUAAGAUGUUUGGACUAAGACGUGCUGGCGAACAACUACGGCGUUUGUCUGAAAGAAGAAGUGUUCCCUAUAUGGGACGACCAGUAACAGUUGCCGUCACACAAGAAGUUUCGGUCAACAAACAAGCUAAACAAAAAGCGCUUGCUGACCGUUUAUCCAGACCAAAAUCCAACAGGUCAUCGGACAGCGACUCUAGCAAACAGAAAAAGAAAACUACUACGCAAGUCAUGCCAGGUGUUAAUCCGCUCAUUGUCCAAGUGGCUCCGUCAAAACCAACAGACAAGUGUGAAGUGAAACUGAAGGUAACUGUGAAAGGUGUUCAGCGAAUCGACAAAGAAGAGCUUGAACAAACACGUGAUGACUUUAAAUCUACUAAAGAUGAUUUUAAAAGCACUUGCUUUACUUUCGUGAAGUUAGUGAUAAAAAACAGAAAAGCCCAUUUUCACGAGCUAAAAGAACAAUUUGGAUUCGAGGAAAUUUCUAUACAAAGUAUCAGCCAAGUUGGGUUUAACAUUAACAUUUUUAUUCUCUGCUCUUCAUUGGGUGCUUUUGAGAUUCUUUAUCAAAAUUACAUAUCUGGACGCUUAAAAAAGAUAGUUCACAGUACGUUGGUGACACGUGAUCACUUGGUUAAGUUAAAGGCGAGACAGCUCGAACUGUCUAUAGAUAUGGAGGACGGAAUGGUAAAUAAGUACAGGGAUAUUUUAAUAGUUCGUGGACCAGCGGAAGAAAAUGUUCUGCACCCUGUUGAUGCAAUAGAAUACUUUCAAUGUGAUGAUGAUGAGGACUUGUCAAUGAAAGAUGAUAACAGUCUAGGUGAAUUGUGCAAUUUCGAUUUGAAAACAUGGCAGCAAAAACUACGCAGUCAAAUUGUAAGAGCGGACGAAAAAAUCACAGAAUUUGAAGAUUCUAUCAAAGAUUUGUUAUUAGUUAUUCGUAUUGCCAGGAAAGAGGAGACGCCGGAAAUGACGUGUUUACAGGAUAUCAUGAACUGCUACCAUCAUCUUAAAUUCAGCAAAAGUGUAGUCGCUCAAAGUUCCCGCAGCAAUGUUGUUUACACAUAUUUGGCUAUUGUAAAUUUCAUACGCAUAAUUGUUCAAGAAAUAGGUGAAAAUGCACUUCCUAUUUCAUUUGAUGAAACCCUAGAUCCUAACGCGUGUGACACGUUCCAUCGUUUACUCGCGCAGCUAGAGGGUAUGCUUCAUCCGGGUUACUUGUUUGAAAAAGAUGAAAACGUUACAAACACACACGUGAUGACAGGUUUAGAGAAGGAAAUGUUUGGGUCGUUCUUAUGUUAUUUGCCAAAACUGUUACGACUCCUACAUAGUUUAUGUGAUACACUUACAGUCACUACAAAUGCAGACGAUAUCGCGGACAAUGAAAGUUGUUCCGAAGCUAAGGAUCAGAAUGAUUCAGGUAUAGCUCUAUCAAAAGAAGAGAACAACAAUAGUGAGAAUAUUGAAGACAAGAACAGUGAAACGCAAUCUGAUGAUUCAACAUGUGAUCAGGUCCCUGCUGAUAAAAGAAAACGAGACGAAGAACUCGGUAAAGCACAAGUCAUCAACUACGUACAGACAUGGACGCAACCUAUAUAAGUUAUGGUUAUAUUAACAAUAUAAAUGCACGUGUGCUAUGUGGAAGAAAGGAUGGAUGCAGUUAAAUAUUCGCCAUUUUAAAUCUUGUGGAUACAUAUAUUUGAUAAAAAGGGGUUUGAGUAUGAUAUAGUCUUCCUAUGGGAACCAUUAUAACUGACGUGCAUGUCUGUGCUUGCGGAAAACGGAAAAAAAUGAUUUGCAUUUUCUCCAGACAUCCGAUUUAUCAUACACAUUAUUGCAGUUUUCCUGAGAUUGCUCGAACAAUAUUUUAGAUAAAAUGACUAUUGAACAAUACGUUUUCAAUUUUUGUUAAAGAAAACAUACCAAUUAACUUACUUAUAAACAAGUAUGAAAAUAUUUGGAUUUUAUUUAAAUAAAAAUGGACGAAAAUGUAAUAACAUUUUUCAAAUUUCAACAAUCUUUUCAAUAAAAUUGAUAUGGGGUGAUGUUUUGUUAAGACGAGGCUCAGAUUUAAAGCGAUAGUUAACAAGCGCAAAUAUCUAAAUCAAGGGAUACUUAAAUAUAACUCUGAUGAAUCUAAAAACAAUAUAUUUAUUUCUGCAGUUCAGCCUUUCAUUCAUUUGAUUU